GUCCGCCUUCGCUGUCCGCCUAUCGCUGUCCGCCUAUGUCUGUUGCGGCACGACUCUCGGAACGAAAGCAACCGACCGACGCCGAUAUUGCUGCCGCUCACGACGUCGAUCCGACCACCAAGACGCGAACCAGGGUGCCGGCGAGGGACAAGUCCACGCCCGUCGCGGUCGUCUCGUCACCCAAGUAUCGCGGCCCACAAUACGCAGGAAUCGUGGCGACGAUGCUGCACUCGGACGCAUACCAUAGCACGUCCGUCACGGGCGACGCGCCCGACCGCUCCUCGGCGGCAAGCCCCGCGCCACGCGACCCGGACGCCCGACGCACUGCCCCCGGUGAAAACAAGCCGAUCCAAUGGUGGCCGAGCCGCCCUUCCUCGGCACCGCCACCCGUCGUGGCCGACGAGCCCGUCGUGGCCGACGAGCCCGGCGUGGCGGAUGAGCUUUUCGUGUCGAACGACGGCGACCUCUCGAGCGGCCAGGCCGGCGACAUCGAGACGUCGGUGCUGGCUGUGCUCGCUUCCCAACUCAAGGACUGCUCAAGGAGCCCCGAGAUCCACUCACCCACCCCGACCGCCACUAGCGCCCCACGCGCGUGUGCCACUCGUCACGCAGGUGGAGCGCGAGCGCGCCGCCGACGCCGAGGCCAAGCUGAGCAAGGCGCUCGAGGCGACCCAAGCGGCGGCAGUGCGUGCCGCAAUCGCCGAGACGAAGCUGGAGGCGGCGUUGGAGGCGAACGCCGCCCUCGAGGCGGCCAAAUCAGCACUUCGAAAGUAAGCGAGAGCGGCUGGGAGAGGGCACGCGAAAUGAAUCUCGCGACGGGAUUGUGUGUCCCGAGCGACCCCGCGCGCGAAUGUCUCGUCUAGUUUCGGACUCUCACCACACACUCUCGAGCACGACCCCACCGCGCGAGCCGAUGUGCCGGCUCAGCGCGCCUAUCAAGCAGCCCAGCCACACGCAGCUAGCCAUCCGCAUGACGGUCAAGCAGAAGCUCAGCUCAUGCAUAGACGAGGCCGAGCACACGCUCCUACGCUUGUCGCUUCGGCAUCUUUCGCACAAUCCGAGAGUGAGUCACGUCGUAUGUGAUAUGACGGUAUAAAGUCGCGCCA
Messenger RNA from Emiliania huxleyi CCMP1516, 1106 nucleotides. RefSeq lists its product as hypothetical. The record is from RefSeq and is a predicted model, not a curated record. NCBI's taxonomy places the organism in Eukaryota, Haptophyta, Isochrysidales, Noelaerhabdaceae. The transcript has a single exon. Bases 36 to 863 code for a protein of 275 amino acids.